AACUCCUGGAUGAGCUGAUUCCGCAGCUGCGCCUGAACCACAUCCAGAGAAAAGCUACAGAGACGGUGGAAUAAACGAACCGACAACCACGCACAUGCAACUUACUUUGAGGGAAUCGAGAACGCCUUUGCUUUUGAAGAGGAAUUGUAGGUUUGGUAUAAAGAAGACAAGACGAUGUCGGGGAGUUUUUACUUCGUCAUGGUUGGGCAUCGUGACAAUCCUGUGUUUGAGAUGGAGUUUUUGCCAACUGGAAAAGCUGAAGCUAAGGACGAUCACCGUCACCUGAACCAGUUCAUUGCUCAUGCAGCCUUGGAUUUGGUGGAUGAAAACAUGUGGCUCUCCAACAACAUGUACUUGAAAACUGUUGACAAGUUUAACGAGUGGUUUGUUUCAGCUUUUGUUACAGCAGGUCAAAUCCGAUUCAUCAUGCUGCAUGAUGUGCGACAGGAAGACGGCAUUAAAAACUUUUUUAAUGAUGUAUAUGAUUUAUACAUUAAGUUUGCUAUGAAUCCAUUCUACGAAAUCAAUGCACCAAUUCGCUCCACAGCCUUUGAAAGGAAAGUCCAGUUUCUGGGAAAGAAACAUCUCCAGAGUUAAUCCCAUAAUGAUUAGAAUUUAUUUCUGUAUAUAUUGUCUACCAAUCACACUCAUUUUUGCACUUUCCUGUUCCUACAAAUGAAUUCAGCAGAAAUUCUGGCUUGUAUAAAAUGUCAUCUUAUCUUUAACUUCAUGCUAAUCAUUUGAUUAGUAUUGAUGGCUUGUGUUUACUUGUUAUAUACAAAACACUCAUUAAAAAAGGAAAAAAAAA
This is a messenger RNA of Oryzias melastigma (Indian medaka), 808 nucleotides long. It is a transcript of the gene trappc2, whose product is annotated as trafficking protein particle complex 2. The transcript is spliced from 5 exons. The record is from RefSeq and is a predicted model, not a curated record. NCBI's taxonomy places the organism in Eukaryota, Metazoa, Chordata, Actinopteri, Beloniformes, Adrianichthyidae. Gene Ontology annotation, cellular component: TRAPP complex; nucleus; cytoplasm. Bases 175 to 597 code for a protein of 140 amino acids. Gene Ontology annotation, biological process: endoplasmic reticulum to Golgi vesicle-mediated transport.